AAGUCCAAACCCUCCAAUUCUGCAACUAUAAAUUCCCUUUCUUUAAUUCUUCUUCUCUUCACUAUUUCACUUCUCUUCUUCUUUCAUUCCUUUCCCACUUUUUUGACUCCAAAAAACAAAAGACAAAAUCAGAAGAAUAAUCUCGUAGCCACUGCAACUCACCAAACAAAAGAGAAAGAACAAAAAGACACCCUUUUUUUAUCAUAAGAAGUUGCACUGUGACACCAUCAUCAUCAUGAGUCCCGUUCCUCGAGAAGAACCAAGCUUAGAUUUCAGACCCUCUUUUGUUCCUAAAAUCGUCAAUGAGUUUCUCUGCCAUCUUUCCUCCACCCCAAAUCCCUGCAACAGGAUGUCCCUCCUCCAGGAAUUUCUCACCAGAUUGGAACUUGAAUUGGUCAAGAUUCAAGCCUUCAAACGCGAACUUCCUCUCUGCAUGUUCCUCUUAAACGAUGCAAUUUCAGCUUUGAACGAAGAGUUAGCGAAAAUCAGAACUUUCAAGUCUGAGCCUGUUUUGGAGGAGUUCAUUCCUCUGAAGACUCUGAAGAGAGAGUACGAGGAGAAAGAGGAUAGUGAGAAGGAAGAGAAAUACAGGGACAAGAAUGAUUGGGUGAGUUCUUUCCAGCUUUGGAACACAGAAGAUGAAGCUCAUUGUAAUAGGAACAAUGCAUAUAGAUCGGAGCAGAAACAAAAGAAGAGUAAGGAAGAAGAAAGACAAUCCAUGGAAAAGGACUAUUUCCAACAUGGUAGAAAUAGAAAUGUAGAGAGGGGAUUUGCCAUGCCUUUGUCCACUUAUCUUUCAACAGAGGAAGAAGGUGUUGUGGAUGGACUGUCUCUUAGGACACCUGCAACUGCAGUGAAAAACACAAGGGAGGGACGUGGUUCCAGAAUCAGCUCUUGCAGGGUGGUUUCCUCCGCCACUUCGCCCCUGCUUCUGCCGCAAAGUGGCAGGAAACAAAGGAGGUGCUGGUCGCCGGAGUUGCAUCACCGCUUUGUUAAGGCAUUAGAAGAGCUUGGAGGCUCUCAAGCAGCUACUCCAAAGCAAAUUAGGGAACUCAUGAGGGUUGAUGGCCUGACCAACGAUGAAGUAAAGAGUCAUUUACAAAAAUAUAGACUUCAUACAAGGAGAGCUCCAGCUGCUACAGCUGCAAAUUCUAGCAACUCUGGUGCAGAUCUUGGAGGCUUGUGGAUGCACAAAGAAGCAUUGAAGGGUACAAGUUCUUGUUCUCCUCAAGGGCCUCUCCAAUUCGCUACACAAUCUGGGGAAGCGACAUCCACAACAGAAGAUAAAAUUAGAGGAGUUUCACAUCUGCUCAAGAACAACACAUGAUUUCAUAAAAGAUGAUGGAUCUUGGGAGAGAGGCUUUUGAAAUUUUGAAGGACCAGUUUUCCUUCCAUCCCAUGAGUUUUGAUAUGAUACUCUGAGGAAAGAAUAAGCUUUUGCACAUAAAGAAGCAGGAAAAGUUCCAUUUUCCAAUAUCACAAUGAUCAUUCAUUUCUUCUUUUUCCACGAAAUCAUUAUAGAGCUGAAGGAGAAAACUCCGACAUGUCUCUGAAGGGAUUUCUGCAGUUAUAGGUGGAUUUUGAGUUUCAUGAUUUCAUGGUUAACUUAAUUAGCUUAGAUUAUCCAUGUCUGAAAACGUGUACUGAUUGUAGCAGAGUCAAAAUAAGCUUAUGCUGUAACUCCCAGUUUUGUUCUCUAUCUUGUGUAUUGUAAUAAUAGUGGUAGGAUUGUUCAGCUUUUAACUUGGAAUACCUUGAUUGAUGUUCUAUCAGUGUUGGAGGCAAGGUAGGUUAUGAAAUUUCUCAUCAGGGUUAGUUGUAAAUUUGCCAUAAUAGCUAAGGAGUGA
Molecule: messenger RNA, 1847 nt
Organism: Vigna unguiculata (cowpea)
Lineage: Eukaryota; Viridiplantae; Streptophyta; Magnoliopsida; Fabales; Fabaceae
Product: transcription factor HHO2-like
Biological process (GO): regulation of DNA-templated transcription
Molecular function (GO): DNA-binding transcription factor activity; DNA binding
Source: RefSeq, a predicted model, not a curated record